CCUGGGCCAGUCUCCCAAACACUCUGGCGUUGACCCCAGAAGAGACACCGUGUAGGACUCCUGCAUCAGGAGCUGUCAAUCACUUCUUUCUUCUCCUGAAGCAAGAAAAGCGAGGAACACCUAGAAGGCACUCUGCUCCUCUGGAACCAAAGGUACGGCUGCUAAAAUAUCCCACCACGUCUUCGGUGUUGCGACACACUUUGAGUCUUCUCCUUCUUCUUCUCAGUGCAUGGAGAAAUUGAAGGCCACAACAUGGCGUCACAAAUCCCAGCACUCCCACAAUCCUACGCUCCAGGCACUGACAGCGUCUUCUCUGACCAGUCAGGCUUUUACGCUCUGGACUCCAAUGUACCCGGGCUUUCAAAGGUUAUUCUGAACAAGCUCAACAUGACUGACUACGGAGAGUACAGGGCUGCCCUUGAGGGAAAAGCAAAAGGGAUCUCAUUCCGCAACUACAAGGAGUUGUUCCAAAAGAUGGAGGAGACUUUCAAGUUCUGCACCAGCUGCAACAAACUCCCCGAGCAUCUCACUGAGGGACAGACGCUGAAGCGCUGUGUGAAAUGUUUGAAUGUGUACUACUGCACCAAGGACUGUCAGAAAAAGGACUGGCCUCUGCAUAAAAAGGUCUGCAAGAAGCUGCGCCUGGUUGCCAUCGACAGACUUGUGGAGUGGCUGAUGUUCACUGGAGGCCUCCCAUUCCCCACUGAAAACUGGUCAAAGUCCACUGCUGAGGUGAAGAACUGGGACGACUGGCUUUCUAUGCAAGGGGACCUCUCACCUCGUUUGGACACCAUCUUGUCUGGAACCAACAUGGAGACCCUUUGGAAAAACGCGUGCAGGCCAAGGCCGGAUGACUCUGACCUCAAGGAAUCUUUAUGGCGGAUUCAGAGCGAGUUCCUCUCUCGGGUUCUUACAGUUGGGAUGGCCAUGCAACAAUUUAGCCUUGACCCAUAUGCCACACCGCUCACUAUUCACCUAGCAGGAGCGUCCCACAAUGAGACCAUGGGAGCCAGACUGACAGACUUUGACGAACUGAGCAAAAUGUUCCCUGGACACCAGGGCAUUGAGAUUGUCAUGGUGGGACCAGAGGUAGUGGACGGUCCUAUCAUGAGACCCCCGCUAACUGCAUUUGGUCCCAGGCAGAAGGUCUACAUCAGCGCCUACAAAGGUCUCUACCACCAGUUCUGGGAGGAAGUUCUUGAAAAAGGGCAGGCAGCCAAGCCAGACUUGGUGGUUGGAUUUCACCCUGGGUUCCAUGCUAACCAGGGUCUGGUAGAAGGUUGGCUGCCCACCCUGCUACUACUCAGAGAUUAUAACAUCCCCUCUUUCUUCACUAUGUACAGCGAGAUGGAGCUCAAGUAUUCACUUCAGAUUCUGCUGGAGUUGGAGAUGCACAUUAAGGACAGUGGACCUAAUCCGUUCACCUCACAGAAACCAGAGCAGGUCCAAGCCUGCCCCAAUAAAAACCCUGUCUACUGCAACUCUCACUACAUCCGCUUCCAAGGACUGCUGCCUCAAGAGGAGCCUCUGCCGGACAUUUAAGAGGCUGACAUGAGGACAGUGAAACCAGUUUGGAGUUCCCCAAGUCCUCCAUUGUAAUGUAGUGAUUUCAAAACAUAAGUUUUGGACCUCCUGGACCCCUUUGUGGACUUUUGUAGCUGACAAAUCUUCACUACAUACCACAUUCUUUCAAUGCUGAAGCAAGUACCUUCCUAGAUUUAACACAGAAAUCAAUCAUCACCCAUUAUUUAGCCUGAUGGCACCUCAGGGCAGCAGUGAGGACGAAGCUCUGUACUCUGUUGGCACCCUGAGGUGACAUGGCUAUUUGAUAUAAAGGGUCAUGGGUGUACAUAUUUAAUGAGACCAAAAUUAGUUUUUUUUUUCAUCAUCUGAAGGUUUUCUUUUAAUUGCUCUGGGGGUAAAAAUAUUCCCAUGUCGCACAUUAAAUGCAUGAUCAGAUCUCAUGCAUACUAAUAUGGCACAUGGUACCAUUAGCAUGCAUGCUAAAGCCACAUUGUCUGAAUUAUGACUGAAAUACAGGUUUUCUUUUCUUCUUUA
Messenger RNA from Cheilinus undulatus (humphead wrasse), 2058 nucleotides. RefSeq names its product putative protein MSS51 homolog, mitochondrial. The transcript has 7 exons. Lineage: Eukaryota; Metazoa; Chordata; Actinopteri; Labriformes; Labridae. Bases 253 to 1542 code for a protein of 429 amino acids. The record is from RefSeq and is a predicted model, not a curated record.